Anopheles stephensi (Asian malaria mosquito) is the source of this 1120-nucleotide messenger RNA. Its product is annotated as peptidyl-prolyl cis-trans isomerase 5. Gene Ontology annotation, cellular component: intracellular membrane-bounded organelle. The coding region runs from base 152 to 760 and encodes 202 amino acids. Lineage: Eukaryota; Metazoa; Arthropoda; Insecta; Diptera; Culicidae. Gene Ontology annotation, molecular function: peptidyl-prolyl cis-trans isomerase activity. Gene Ontology annotation, biological process: protein peptidyl-prolyl isomerization; protein folding. The record is from RefSeq and is a predicted model, not a curated record. The transcript has 3 exons.
CCAAUCUCGCACAGUUCCUUCAUCUUGCGCGAACCGUACGGACGUGCCCGUGGCCAGUGUUCUCAUAGGGAAAAUAUUUAUACUCUACUUCUGUCUUUCAUAAGUUAAGUUCAUUGUCUACUGCACCGGGGAUUCAUAAAACAAGCCCAAAAUGAAACUGUUCAUCGUACUGAGCGUGCUGAUUGCCGGCGCGUUGGCCUCCGGUGACGGCCCAAAGGUUACGGACAAGGUUUACUUUGACAUCACGAUCGGUGGCAAACCGGAGGGACGCAUCGUGAUCGGUCUGUUCGGUGGCACCGUACCGAAGACGGCACGCAACUUCAAGGAACUGGCAGAGAAGACCACACCCGGCGAAGGUUACAAGGGCAGCAAGUUCCACCGGGUGAUCCGCGACUUCAUGAUCCAGGGUGGAGAUUUCACCAAGGGUGACGGUACCGGUGGGCGCUCGAUCUACGGCGAACGCUUCGCCGACGAGAACUUCAAGCUGAAGCACUUCGGUGCCGGCUGGCUGUCGAUGGCUAACGCGGGCAAGGACACGAACGGUUCCCAGUUCUUCAUCACGGUCAAGCAGACGAGCUGGCUCGACGGCCGUCACGUAGUGUUCGGCAAGGUGCUGGAGGGUAUGAACGUGGUGCGCAAGAUCGAAAACACCGCCACCGAUGGGCGCGAUCGGCCGACGAACGAUGUGAUGAUCGCCGACAGUGGUUCCCUGCCCGUCGAUGAACCGUUCGCGGUGGAGAAGAGUGAUGCGACCGAGUAAGGUAAAAAGCCGUGGUAAGCGGAGUGUGGUCCAAGACUUGGAUUUUCUUGCUCUUCUUCGUCCAACACCAGCAUGAGGGAAAGAUAGGGAAGAACAAAUCAUUUACAAGAUCCAUUCAUAUCCUCCAUCCGCGAAUUGCCUUACGCUGGAAAGGGACGCGACCGGCGAUCGCGAUUACAAAAUGAUGGUAUGAAAACCCGAGGAGGAGAUAGGUAACAAAAGGUGAUCCAAAAGAAAGCAAAAACGCAUUUAAGAAGAGAGAGAAUCCAUUCAAUAAUAAGUAAAUCUCUGAUGAAAGUUUAAUAAAGCGAAGAGACAAGAAAGGAACAUAUUUUUAUGACAAAUUUUACACAAAACAAA